Vespa mandarinia (Asian giant hornet) is the source of this 4891-nucleotide messenger RNA. Its product is annotated as elongation factor-like GTPase 1. Lineage: Eukaryota; Metazoa; Arthropoda; Insecta; Hymenoptera; Vespidae. Gene Ontology annotation, cellular component: cytosol; ribonucleoprotein complex. Gene Ontology annotation, biological process: cytosolic ribosome assembly. Gene Ontology annotation, molecular function: GTPase activity; ribosome binding; GTP binding. The record is from RefSeq and is a predicted model, not a curated record.
UCAUGACCCUUAAAGUCUUCGCGUCUGUGGGAUAGUUUCUUGUCGCAUUUUGAAGUUCGAAGUGGAAGAUGCUGUGAUUGAUUAAUACUUCAGUUGUGUCGAGAAUCAGGAAGUGUUUCUUAUUAUUCUCGUUGGAAGCAGAUUGUUUGUAUCAUUGAAGAAAGUUACGGCAUUAUCGUUUUAAUGCAUCUAACCUCAAAAUUGUUCAAGUGUCAACCACGUUUUUCUAACAUUGAUUGCAUGUCGGCCACGUACAACGAAAAGAAAAUUAUUCGUUCGCGCUCGUCGUGUGCUUAUCUAUCGUUUUACAGUUUGUAUUGGCGAGUAUGCUUUAUAAGACAAGAGCAAUGCCAAUCGAACGACGAUAUACUCUUGUGUUUAGCGAAUAUUGUGCAUUUUGGAACGAAAAUAAAGUGAAAUAGUAUUUACUAUAUUUACUAUAUUUUAGUGCAUUGGGACUUAAUUUGUUUUCGAAAAUUAGAUCUUUAAUUUAUUCGUAUACAUUAUUUAGCAUAAUUAUUUUUGUAAGUACAUAUAGUGUAAGCAGUAUAUGAAGCAGGAUAUAGCUAGUAUCAUAUAUUAUUCUUUUUUACAUUGAUUAUAAACAAUGAAGCUUGUAAACGCUGAGAAGCUCUGCGAGCUACAACAAGAUCCUAAUCGUAUUCGUAACAUUUGUAUACUUGCACACGUUGAUCAUGGGAAAACAACAUUGGCAGAUUCUCUCGUUGCAAGUAAUGGUAUUAUCUCUAAUAAGCUUGCUGGCAAGCUUCGAUAUUUGGAUAGUCGUCCGGAUGAACAAUUAAGAGGAAUUACUAUGAAAUCGAGUUCUAUAUCUCUUUAUCAUAUUUAUAAUACCACAGAAUUUGUGAUAAAUCUCAUAGAUUCUCCUGGCCACGUUGACUUUGCAUCAGAAGUUUCAACUGCUGUUAGAUUAUGUGACGGCGCUGUUAUUGUUGUUGACGUUGUAGAAGGAAUAUGUCCCCAAACUCGUAGUGCACUUUCUAUAUCUUAUGUCGAAGGUCUCAAACCUCUUUUAAUCUUGAAUAAAAUUGAUAGACUGAUAACAGAGAUCAAAUUGUCACCAUUGGAUGCUUAUCUACAUUUGACACAACUUUUAGAACAAGUUAAUGCAGUGAUGGGAGAAUUAUUUGCUAGUGAUAUAAUGGAACGUGAAGAGAAAGAACAGACCAAUGUCUCUACAACUGAAAAUGUUAUGGAAAGAAAUUUAGCUGAUUGGCAAUCUAUACUUGAUGAUAUAGAUGAUUCUAAUUUGUAUUUUUCACCAGAACAAGGCAAUGUUUUGUUCACGAGUGCUGUCGAUGGUUGGGGAUUCAGCAUUAAAGAAUUUGCACAAUUUUUUUCUACAAAAUUAGGCUUCAGUGAAAAGGUUUUAUUGAAAACUCUUUGGGGAGAUUAUUAUUUAAAUGGUAAGACAAAAAGAAUAUUGAAAGGUGCUCAAGAGAAGGCAAAGAAACCUUUAUUUGUACAGCUCAUUCUUGAUAAUCUAUGGUCUUUAUAUGAAACUAUAGUCGUUAGAAAAGAUAAAGAUAAAAUACCCUCUAUAGCUGAAAAAUUAAAUAUUAAAUUAACGACAAGAGACUUAAGGCAUACGGAUCCUAAAGCACAGUUACAAGCCGUGUGUUCUCAAUGGCUUCCUUUAGCUCGAGCAUGUAUUAAUAUGAUAUGCGAAAAAAUACCAGCACCUCAUAGUUUAUCUAGUGAAAAAAUUGAACGUUUAAUCAGUGGAAAUACUAGUUUUUCUACUUUACCUGCGGAAACACAACAACUUAAAGAAGCAUUUUUAGCAUGCAAUUCUUCACCUGAAGCACCAGUAAUUGUAUUUAUCUCUAAAAUGUUUCCAAUAGAACGAGAUUCUUUGCCAGAAAAUAAGAUGAAACCCUUAACGGCAGAAGAGUUGGCGGAAAGAAAACUAGCUGCUAGGCAGAAACAUGCAGAAAUGUUACAACGAGAAAGAUCAGAGGAAAAACCUAAUGGAGAGUGUAUAGAUAAUUCAGAUAAAAAGUCUGAGGAAGAAUCUACAACGGAUAAUGAUACAGCCACUUCUUUAAUAGCUUUUGCAAGAAUAUAUUCAGGUAUGCUUAAAGUAGGGAGCGAAGUCUAUGUCCUUGGACCAAAACACAAUCCUGCGAAAGCUUUAGAGUAUCAAAAAGCAGGAGAAGAUAUAGCUGCAAUGACGUUGAAAGAUUUACAUCCUGGAAGACAUAUUACUAAAGUAACUAUUGAAAAAUUGUAUUUAUUAAUGGGAAGAGAAUUAGAACCUAUCACCAAAAUUCCUUCUGGUAAUGUCUUCGGUAUUGGUGGUUUAGAAGCACACGUAUUAAAAACUGCAACAUUAUCCACUACUAUAGUUUGUCCAUCCUUCUCUGAGUUGACUUCUCUUGCAGUUCCAAUUCUACGAGUAGCAUUGGAACCGAAACAUCCAAAUGAUUUACAAAAGCUUAUAAACGGUUUGAAAUUACUCAAUCAAGCAGAUGCAUGUGCCAUAGUACAUAUUCAAGAAACUGGUGAGAUUAUUUUGAACACUGCCGGUGAAGUACAUUUGGAAAGAUGUUUAGAAGAUCUAACAUUACGAUAUGCCAAAGUUGAGGUCAAUGUUUCUGAACCUAUAGUUCCCUUUAGAGAAACGGUUGUACCACCACCAAAAGUGGACAUGGUAAAUGAAGUUAUCGAGAAGAAGACAGAAGAAAUAAAUUUAGAAACUUGGACGGUAAAUCGACAAUGUUGUUUCGAAAUCGAUGCUAAACCACUUCCAGAAAGUGUAACGAAAUUAUUAGAAAAACAUGCGGAUCUAUUGAAAUGGAUGGAUCAACAUUUUAGCAAAUUCACGAAAGAGAAAGAAGAUGCCUUACUUGAAGACUGUUCCGAUCUGAAUGAAUUAUCUAUUCAGGAUUCAACCAUGUCGGAUAAGCAGCAAAAAGCAAUUGAAAGCUUUAAAAACGAUUUGAUGAUUGCCUUUAAGGAAGCUGAUUGGAAGAUAAGUUUACAAAAUAUAUGGUCGUUUGGACCACGAAAAUGCGGACCUAAUAUUUUGUUAAACGAGACAGAUUAUAAACAUCGUAAUUUUUGGGAACGACAAUUUAAAUCGAUCGAUCCACGAGUGUUAUACGACAGUAGUAUGGUUAACGGUUUUCAGUUAGCUACACUCGCUGGUCCAUUGUGCGAAGAACCAACGAUGGGUGUUUGUUUUGUUGUCAAAAAGUGGCAGAUAUUUGAAGACGUAAACAAUGAAAGUGGAAAUCUAAGUCAAGGCCAUCUUGGUGGUCACUUAAUGUCAGCGUGUAAGGAAGCUUGCAGAAAAGCAUUCAAUUUAAGACGUCCACGAUUGGUGACACCGAUGUACAGCUGCAACGUCUUGGUUAAUUCUGACGUCCUUGGCAAAUUGUAUGCAGCUUUCGGAAGAAGACAAGGUCGAGUGGUGGCCGCUGAAAAUGCUUUGGGUUUCGGUGGACAAUUUCGUGUCCUGGCUACAUUACCGGUUCCUGAGAGCUUUCAGCUUGCGAGGGAACUAAGAACACAAACGUCCGGAUUGGCGAGUCCUCAGCUGGUUUUUAGCCAUUGGGAGGUUAUUGAACAAGAUCCAUACUGGGUACCAUCGACAGAGGAAGAAUAUCUUCAUUAUGGCGAGAAAGCCGAUAGUGGAAAUCGUGCGAAGAAAUACAUGGACGCUGUACGACGUCGAAAAGGUCUUCCCGUCGAUUCUCAAUUAGUUACGCACGGUGAAAAGCAACGUACUUUGUCUAAAAACAAAUGAGACAAACUGUACAUAUAUAUAUAUAUAUAUAUAUUUUCCCCCUUUCGUUACAAGAUCGGACUCGAGAAGUCCAAUUUUUUUUUUCUAAUCUCUAUAAUUUUUUUAAUGAUAUUAAUAAAUUCUUAUAAAUAAUAAAUUCGUACCAUCGAAAAAAUAUUUAUUUUAAAAUUUGUCAAAAAAAAAGAAAAAAAAAAACAACUACUGAUUCAUACGAUCAUCAUCCAUUUUAAAAUAAUAAUCUAUUAUUUUGUAUAAAGUUUUAUAGGAAUACUAUGAAAUUAAGUUUAUCUUACGUACGUUUUACUUUUUAUUUGUAUUCUUUCGAAACUAAGGAUCAACGUAAUCAAUUUUUUAUGUAGAUUUAUGAUGUAGAAUUUAUUUGUUUAACACGAAUAUAUGUUAUGUAUAUAUGUAUAUAUAUAUUAUAAACGUGCGGUGUGAACUAUUUGACUAAUAACGUUUAUUCGUAUUUGUUACUACCAAUUAUUAUAUUAGUUAACCUACUAAAUUUUUUAAGAGAUAGAAAAAAUGAAAAAUGUUUGAAACGAUCUAUUUCUUCUACUUCCUAUAAUAUUAACAAUAAUCAUGGUAUACAAUAAAGUGUACGAAAAUUCUUCUUGAACAAAGAAAUGAACAUGAAUGUUGAAAAUCGUGGACGUAAUCGCUUUCCGACGUAGAAAAUCACCGAUCAAAACGAAGUAAGUGAUGAGGCUAUAAAAUUAAUCAUUUCCCGUCUCGUCUCGUCGCUCUAUUUUGCUAUACUUCCGUAAUAUUUCCUUCUCGUAUAAAACUUAAUAUCACAUUAGAAUCUCCAAUUCAUUUGAAUUCUUACAAAAUUUUCGUUAAGAAAACUAUCGCCUAAAGAUAAGAAUAAUUUAUUUACAAAGCCUGUAUAAACAUCAAUAUAUUAUAAUUUAUUCAUUAUCGAAAAUGAUUUUCUUUCCUUGAAAACCUUGUUUUAUAAUUUCUUGUUGUUUCUUCUUCGCUGCCCAAGAGGGAUGUAAAUUUUUAUUUUCGUUAGAAUUCUCGUUCAUGACGUUGUUACGUUUCUUUGUAUCUUUGAAGGACGAUUCAUUGUUGUUCUUCUGCUUUUUAAAUAAAUUUUUAUCUCUAUUAAAA